ACUUGCUAUAUCACUUUUGGUCCUGAGAAAAAAUAUCCUAAUUUUCAUCUUCCACCUACCCUUAUGAACCCUCACCGUCUGUUUGAAGCUGUAAAGUGAUUUUGAUGGACUCUGCUUUUACACUCAACACAAGACUAGAUCUUGCAACUGGUUUGGAGUUUAGCUUCUGAAAUCCUCUUGUUGGAUGUAUUGUUCAGGUUUGUAAGUGCUGAUCUGUCUCAGAAAAAACCAAUGGAUGAUUGUUCCAAAGAUGUAAUCAAUUGUUUACCAGACAAUCUUCUUUGUCAAAUCUUGUCCAACUUGUCUACGAAAGAAGCUGCUUUGACAUCACUUCUCUCAAAAAGAUGGCGGUAUCUGUUUGCUCUUGUACCAAAUCUUGAUUUUGAUGUCCUUCCCUCUCUGCAUCCCGAGAUUGCGAUGCAGGACCAGGACCAGACGAGUUUUAUAGAUUUUGUGGAUAGAGUAUUGAAAUUGCGAGGAAAUGAUCAUAUUAACAAGUUCUCUCUAAAAUGUGGACAUGGUAUUGAGGAUGAAGACGUCUUCCCUUGGAUAUUAAAUGCGUUGAGACAUGGUGUAUCAGAUCUUUCUCUACAUGUCUCUCCUUCAUUGGUUUAUUGGUUGCCUUCAAAGGUUUUUGCGAGUAAGACACUAGUUAGGCUGAAAAUAGGACCUAAAGAUGGUCCCAGAGUUAAACUGAGAAAUGUCUGUCUUCCAAAGCUUAAGACUCUAAAUCUUGAUUCAGUUGUGUUUGAAGAAGGUAAGAUUGGGCUUGCAAAGCUUCUUUCUGGUUGUCCCGUUCUUGAGGAAUUAGCUUUGCUUAAUCUUGCGUGGGAUCGUUGGGAUUCUUGCUCUGUGUCUUCCAAACUUCUCAAGAGACUAACGCUAUGUUGUGCACACUAUAAAAAAAAUCCGAAGAGUGUAUCAUUUGAUACUCCAAAUGUUGUCUACUUUGAAUAUUCUGAUAAUAUUGCGCACAAGUAUCCGAAAGUGAAUUUUGAUUCGCUGGUUGAAGCUAGUAUCGAUAUUCGGAUGACGAAUGAUCAGAAAGCAAAUGCGAGAUAUGUAUCAGAUGUUGAUGAGGAAACAGUGAUGGUUGGCAAUGCAACAGAUCUUCUUAUGGGAAUAUGCAAUGUAAAGACCCUUUACUUAUCUUAUGACACUCUUGAGACACUUCAUUUUUGCUGUCAAGUGAUACCGGUAUUCAACAACUUGACUCAUCUAACUAUUGAGAGUCACCCGGAACUAGGAUGGGAAUCAUUGCCAAAUCUGCUCAAGAGUUGUCCAAAUCUUGAAACCCUUGUCUUCCAAGGACUCCUUCACAAAGCAACAUAUAGAUGUGGGGAUGUGUGCUUGUGCCAAGGUUUGGAGAAUAGUCCAUCUUGCUUAUCAUCAAGUCCGGUGAAAUUUCUAAAGAUAUUGAAAUUUGGAGAAACCAAUGUUGAUGACGAUAUGGAGAUAGAGAUGGAGCAGAUCAAGAAUUUCUUGGAGAAAAUGCCGAAUCUUGAACAACUCAUGAUAUACUACAAUACAUCAAUCGAAAAUGAUCUAGUUGAAGUAUCAAGCCAACUUCAGAUGGUUCCUGCAGUAGCUUCACUCAAAUGCAAGAUUCAAGUAAUCUCUGAUAACCUUAGCUCUUGUCAUCCACUUUGCCCAUUUCCUUGUCAAUGAAAUAUGGAUUGCACCUCUAGAAGAACCUUACUGGUUUCGUGGAAUCAAUAGUGCGGUCAUGUCUCGUUUGCCACUUGGAAGCUAUAUAUGGAUGUGUCUCCUGGCUUCAAGUAUCUGUAGUUACUAAAAAUGUAUAAAAACUCAAAUCAAGACUCUCUUGUUUCUGUUGUUAGUAGUAGUACUGUACUGUUGCUUAAAAAAAACUCUCAUCCUUAUGUGUUAAUGCUUUUGUUGUGAGAAAGUUGAGUUCAUUUUUGGUUUUUCUAUUUUUUUUGUGUUAAAGGAUGAGUAGAGAAGAAACUAAACAUUGUUAUCUUAAUUGAGUGGAGAAGACACAUAACAGACUUCCUGUU
Arabidopsis lyrata subsp. lyrata is the source of this 2021-nucleotide messenger RNA. Its product is annotated as F-box/LRR-repeat protein At3g59210. The coding region runs from base 232 to 1668 and encodes 478 amino acids. The record is from RefSeq and is a predicted model, not a curated record. Gene Ontology annotation, molecular function: protein binding. NCBI's taxonomy places the organism in Eukaryota, Viridiplantae, Streptophyta, Magnoliopsida, Brassicales, Brassicaceae. The transcript is spliced from 4 exons.